UGAACCACCAGCACGGUUAUAACCGUGCAUCCGCCCAACAGACACCCAGUAACGAUUGCGGUUGAACGAACGCGGACGCGGCACACGAUUACUGCAACCACACACACCGUUAAAAUGCACACUGUUGCAGUUAACUGCACUGCGUCGUGAUGGGCGAGUUACAAAAAACAAAGCGCAACAGUUUCUGCCCACCGAUACACGGCGGACGACCCUUGGGGAAUGUAGCGCCUCCUCCGCUGCGUGAGUAUAUGAAUGAACAUGAUCCCGUCGUCUGCUGGGCCGACUUUUCUGGUUUCGCUGGUGCACAUUAUUGCCAACAGUGUGCUCUUGUGUCUUUCCCCGGGAGAAGAUCCGUAGAAGACCGUAGUCACCGGGUUGCAUCUUGCCAACAUCAGCAGGCGUCGCCGCGCGCAUCCGACGCGAAAGAAGAAGAGAAGGGAAAACGAAUAAAUGCAGCCGGAAAUUGGAGGCCACGCGUGUUGGUUUGUUUUUUUUUCCUCCUCAUCCAAUGCUUCAACCCUGACGUUCAAGAAAGAUUGGAUGUGGCGGUUGAGAAGAUUGUGACGAACAAAACCAGAUUCUACUCUACGAAACUGAUCCCCUCGUCGCUUGAUUGCCAUCUCUGUUACGCUGCAAACGAAGAUCCACAGCACACGAGCGCAGUGCAGUCGGAGAGAAACCAGAACAUGAUGGCCGGUGGUGUUUAUUAAUGCAGUUUGGUUGUUCGAAGCCUUUCGAUCGGAUGAAUUAACAAACUUCCGGGCUUAUGCAACCGUUCGGGGUUGCAUUCAAGUCGCGAGAGUCGGGCAGAAGAGCAGCAGCAGCAGAGAGAGCUAUUUUCGGAAUAAAUUAUUAUUAGAACCGGGUCGAAUGCAACUGUCGUGUAGCGGAUUCUGGUGGAUACCGUUCAUUUAUUAUGCAAUAUGCGUUGCAUAUAUGUGCGUGAUCUUGCAUACGAUGGAUGUAGAAAAAAAAUGGAUUUAUGAAAUAAAAAAAUGAUCUGGAUAUAAUUGCCGAAAAAGGAAGCUUCGUUAUCGUAGUUCAUUAAAAGUAGUACUUUUUACUAUAAGCAAUCUCAACUAACAUCAUUUGCAAUUUAUUGAAUUAUUAUGAUUAUGAUAUACUUAAAGCAAAUAUUAAGUGCGGGUU
Anopheles stephensi (Asian malaria mosquito) is the source of this 1149-nucleotide messenger RNA. RefSeq lists its product as uncharacterized. The coding region runs from base 150 to 710 and encodes 186 amino acids. The record is from RefSeq and is a predicted model, not a curated record. NCBI's taxonomy places the organism in Eukaryota, Metazoa, Arthropoda, Insecta, Diptera, Culicidae. The transcript has 2 exons.